AUGCGGUGCUCGCCCGCGACAGGAGCCAUCUGGUUGGCCCUCGGUAGGGGGGCCUCGGCGCUGGCCCUGGCUCCAGAGGCGGGUGCCAGCCCACAGCCAGUGUCCCAGCGAGAACACUCCCUCUCGGUGCUCAGGGACCUCGUCGCACCCUCCGCGGCGGCUCUGCUCCCCGGGCGGCACGCAUUCGAGGCGCAGCUCGACCAGGACCUGAAGUCUUUGGCGGCUCCUGUGCCGCCGCCCGAGUUGCCGACUCAGCCAACACAGACCCAGCCACCGCAGCCGGGUGCCGGGGAAGAGCAUCUGGUCGAAUGGGGGGAUUACGGGCCGGCUGAUGAUUUCUGCGCGGGCAGGCCGAUCUAUGACGGGCCCGCCAGGAGUUGGGACGACUGCCGCGACAAGUGCCGGACCCCAUGCAAGUUCUGGAGCUACGAGCCGGGGUCCGUGCAUCACCGGUGCAAGCUCACCAUCAAGUGCGUGGAUGUCGUCGCGGGGGCGUUCUCCGGGGUGGGUCAGGACGCCGCGGAGGAAGUGGAGGACCAGGCUGCUCUGGACAGAGUGCGGGCCUCGUCCACACCAGAGCCCAAGGAGGCGGUCGCGCCCGAGGCCAACGAGACGGAGGUGCAGCCCGCGCCAGAGGCUUCGCGUCAUGCCUGCUCGCCGCAGGGCUCGGCCCGCAAGUUCACCAGUUCUGCAGAGAGCGGCGGCUGGUACGGCAUCGGCAUUGCCCACCACUACGCCGACUGCGCGAACGCCGCGGCGUCCAUGGGCUACAGGAACAUCGUCUGGAACAUCGGCCCGAGGUUCCGCGGUCGUUGCUACGCCUUUGUCGAAGACGUGCCCGAGAUCGCCGAGCGUAGCUGCGAGGACAACGACUGCUGGCUUUUCGGCGCGGCGUGCGGCGAGGCCACUGUCCACUGA
Molecule: messenger RNA, 918 nt
Organism: Prorocentrum cordatum
Lineage: Eukaryota; Dinophyceae; Prorocentrales; Prorocentraceae
Source: the annotation of a GenBank genome assembly